Coniosporium apollinis CBS 100218 is the source of this 681-nucleotide messenger RNA. RefSeq lists its product as uncharacterized. The transcript is spliced from 2 exons. The record is from RefSeq and is a predicted model, not a curated record. Lineage: Eukaryota; Fungi; Ascomycota; Dothideomycetes. Bases 1 to 681 code for a protein of 226 amino acids.
AUGCUCAACGCAAGGAAGCUCAGCGAGCUACUGGCAAAGAAUGUCGAUCCUAAGCUUUACCCGCGGAUGUUCAUCAUGUCACCCAACGGCACCCUGCUCGCCUACUCUACACCGGCGAAUAUCAAAGAGCUUCGAGAUCAGGCUGCACUGAUCUCCAUGGCCUGGAAAGACCACGAGAAAGCCAUCGUCUCGUCGCACGAUGAAGACGCCUCCCGAACAGACGGCUCGUCGAAGGCCACUCAGAACAAGUUGUUGCAAACCCUUACGAUCGAAUUCGAUAGCAACAAUCUCAUCAUCCGUGCGAUCCAGCCGAUGCUGUUGCUCGUGCUUGUUGGAGGUGUUCCGCCCACCCGGAAGGGGGUGUUCAAGAUGACAGCAGAAGCAACGGGAGAUCCUCGGUAUCCGUCUUUCGAGCCUUCCGACGGUGGUUCAAGCGCGGAAGCCAUUGAGAGAUUGGAUCUAUCGCCGCGGCAAGACUCGGCGCAGGGGACUGACUCACCCAGUCCAUCAUCCAGAGAGCUGCGGGCGGAGGCUGCCAGCCAUAUGAGCCUACGGGACAAGGACAUCAAGCUUGGCGCCUUACAUAUCCAGCGCAAGAAGCUCGAUGCGAUGACGAGGUUCAUCCGAGACGACUUCAACUCCAAGGGCUUCGUCAUGCCGGACGACCUGAGCUUUCCCUGA